Molecule: messenger RNA, 10999 nt
Organism: Lynx canadensis (Canada lynx)
Lineage: Eukaryota; Metazoa; Chordata; Mammalia; Carnivora; Felidae
Gene: ATXN1
Product: ataxin 1
Exons: 7
Coding region: 2847-5264 (805 amino acids)
Biological process (GO): negative regulation of transcription by RNA polymerase II; nervous system development
Cellular component (GO): nucleus
Molecular function (GO): protein binding; RNA binding
Source: RefSeq, a predicted model, not a curated record
AAGCAGAGGAGGGGCAGUGAAAGAAGGAGAGAGAGAGAAUUCCAAGCAGGCUGUGCACUGACAGUGUGGAGACCGAUGCGGGGGUUGAACCCAGGAAGCGUGGGAUAUAUGACAUGAGCUGAAACCCAUAGUCCGACCCGUUGCCAGCUGAGCCACCCUGGUGCCCCUGGAGAAUAUUUUUAAAUGUUGGCUGAAAGAGUUGUAAUUGGAUCAGGGUUUUGAAGAAAUAUGUAUAAGAAAAAGAUUUUAGGUAAAUAAUCUUUGUUUGUGGAGGCAGUUUGUAAAAUCUUAUCCCUGUUUCAUAAAUGAUGUAUUGUUGUCUUUAUCAGUGUAGUAAUAUGUUUUGUAAUCCUGAUAGACAUGAACUUGUCAGGCUAGUGUAUUAUCAAUGUUUGUAGUGCAGAUUAGCAUCCCAAAUGUACUAAAACAUGUUUAGAACUAUUGCAGACAAAAGAGCGACAAGCAUUGUAUUUUCUUUGAUACGUUCGAUGUUAGCAGAAACGUCUCAUUGAUUUUUCUAUAACUUUUAAUGCAUAUCAUUUGCGGAGUAAUGAAAAUGCAGUGGUAAUUGCCAUAAUGCAAGCAAAAAUGAUAUAUCCUACCUGAAAAUGACUUGUCAGAAAAUUCAUUGUAGUGUAAUCAGAAUUUGAGACUUAAGGGGGCAGAGGUUCCCCUGAUCAGGCUCUUUUGAUUCAGGCUAAGAGGAACUCUUAUUUAUUUAUAUAUUAUUUCUUCUUUACUAUCACAUCAGUUUUAUUCAGGCCAUCUUUCUUAGCAGUCUUCCGCUAUUCACGGAACUGUGUUAGGUGGUUCUGCUGUGCUUUUGAAAUACGAAGGGUUCUAUUUUUAGUGUGUGUGUUGUAGAAAACAUGCUAUAGGUUAUUUCUUUAUUUAUUAUUUUUUGUAUCUUGUUUGUAUGUUUUUGCAGUGAAUCCACCCUGCCUCGCUGUUGUUCUUGUGUUUCUUCCCUCUGAGGGAACAGCAAGUUAUGUCAACUCUGUUAAUUACUCUAACUGGUGCAGCACCACAAAUACCUGGGAAAGAAGUAGGCAUACCAGUGUGAGGGUAAAUUAAUAUUUUACAGCCUUUGCAUCAUGUUUGACUGUUCUGUGCACUUCAGCAGAAUAGGAGACUGUAAUUUGGACUCUAUAAAACCUUAUCUGCCGGGUGAUAUGUAAAUAGGACUGUGUGCACACACACAGAUACACCAGCAAACACUCACUGUUAGCUCGUCAAGCGAGUGCUCUCUGCAAUAGCUCGUCAAGCGAGUGCUCUCUGCAAAUCCACGGUGCCUGCGUCUUGCUCAGAAAUGAUUGUCCAGUAGGUUGAUGCUUCAUUUGAGAGGUUACUAGAAAGAAACAAGAAAGGAGGUACUGUGUAAGAGGAAAUCGAAUUUGGUGAGCUUCUCUUUAACUUGGCCACCAUUUAUAUGUGUCACGCAGCAGGCUUCUUGGUGGAGGGACAGACUUAGUGGAGUCUUGUAAGGAUUUCAGAGAUACUGGAAUCUAGAACAGCUUACCUACUUUUCUGCACUCACGGAUUACGUGUGGAGAAACCAGUGGCUAGAAAACUUCUUUUGCAUUAUCAGUCCGGGGCAUGCAAUAGAUGCUUAAAUAAAUACUUGGUGAACGGCCUCGUUAGAAGGAAGAGCGCUUUGGCUACUGUUCGUUACUUUGAAACGUGUUGGAAAGCGAUCGAGAUUAGUUUCCUUUCCAGCUGGGCCCUCCUCUUAAAAAUAGUGAGUGUGUGUGGAUGAGAAUAGUCAUGGCUACCGAGAUGUGUUGCCAUCCAAGGAUAAUUGGCUCAUUUACCUGUUUACGGAUUAUUCACAUUGGAGAUUGUAUUCAUAACUCCAGAAUAGUUUCUUUCUGACAUCCAAUAUAAUCCUGGGCUUUCUCCCUACUUCUGUUACCUGGCGUGGGCUUAGGAAACCCAAACUAAAUUUAAAAUUAGCCCAAACAGCUAAUCAGAGAGGGAAAGUCUGCCCAGCAAUGACCAGUUUGGGGGUUAGUUUACAACCGUGCUACUGAUUCUUUCUACUUAAUGUGGACCAUUGGGGAUGAUCAGUAUUUGAAAACAGUAUUUUCAUAGGGCUGAAAACUCUGUGAGCAGAUCAAGUCCUCAACUUCUUCCAUUUCUAUGCUUAGGUCUUUACCUCACAAAAACUACAAGCACCAGGCUCCCUGAUGGAAAGGAGCAUCGUGCAGAAAGUCGCCAGGCCGGUCGGUGCAAGCUGGGGAUCUGUGUGUCAUCCUUGUAAGACCGUCUCCUGCUCCACGGCCACUCAAGGGAAGUGCAUCCCGUGUCAGCAUACUGGAGCAAAAUGAAAGAGUUUAUUCUGAGGCCUCUGAUGCACUGCUUCCCCAGGCCAUGAGGAAGAAAGAGUGGACUUCAGCCUGUAUGAAUGGUCUUGAAACACGAAUGGUUGUGGGUCUAGGCAUUUUCCAGUGACUUUCUCUACUGCCACUGUUGCUACUCAGGCAGAAUCUGCGCAGAAAGAUCUGCUGGGAAAGAACUGACUGCUUAUGUUUCUCCAUUGUGAUGAAAGCACAUGUUACAGGUAUUUCUCACUCCUCUGGAAGGAAGAAAGAACACGCCUGAGCCGGGAGCACUCCAGCGUCUUGUGGGAAGUCUCCAUGGUGAAGGAUAAGCCAGGGCUACCUGUGAACAGUGCACAGUGAAUGUUAUUCCAGAGCUGCUGCGGGCCGAUCGCACCCACGGGGAGAUGAUUCCUCAUGAAGAGCCUGGAUCCCCUACAGAAAUCAAAUGUGACUUUCCAUGUAUCAGACUAAAACCAGAGCCAGCCAGACAGUGAAACAGUCACCGUGGAGGGGGGACGGCGAAAAAUGAAAUCCAACCAAGAGCGGAGCAACGAAUGCCUGCCUCCCAAGAAGCGCGAGAUCCCCGCCACCAGCCGGCCUUCGGAGGAGAAGGCCGCCGCGGCGCCCAGCGACAACCACCGGGCGGAGGCCGUGGCAUGGCUCCCCGGCAACCCGGGGGGCCGCGGCCACGGGGGCGGCAGGCACGGCCCGGCGGGGGCCCCGGUGGAGCUGGGUUUACAGCAGGGAAUAGGUUUACACAAAGCGCUGUCCGCGGGGCUGGACUACUCCCCGCCCAGCGCGCCCAGGUCCGUGCCGGCGACCACCACGCUGCCCGCCGCGUACCCUCCCCCGCAGUCGGGGACGCCGGUGUCCCCCGUGCAGUACGCUCACCUGCCGCACACUUUCCAGUUCAUCGGGUCCUCCCAGUACAGCGGGCCCUACGCCGGGUUCAUCCCUUCGCAGCUGAUCUCCCCGACGGCCAGCCCCGUCACCAGUGCCGUGGCCUCGGCCGCGGGGGCCACCACUCCAUCCCAGCGCUCCCAGCUGGAAGCCUAUUCCACUCUGCUGGCCAACAUGGGCAGUCUGAGCCAAGCCUCGGGACACAAGGCUGAGCAGCAGCACCUGGGCAGGACGUCGGGGCUCGGCCCCCCGGGGUCCCCCCCUCCCACCCAGCAAAACCAGUACGUGCACAUCUCCAGCUCUCCGCAGAGCGCCGGGCGCACGGCGUCCCCUCCGGCCAUCCCCGUCCACCUGCACCCGCACCAGACGAUGAUCCCACACACGCUCACCCUGGGGCCCUCCCCCCAGGUCGUAGUGCAAUACACCGACUCCGGCGGCCACUUCGUCCCGCGGGAGGCCGCCAAGAAAGCCGACAGCGGCAGGCUGCAGGCCAUGCAGGCCAAGGAGCUCCUGAACGGCGAGAUGGAGAAGGGCCGCAGGUACGGGGCCCCGAGCUCCGCCGACCUGGGCCUGGUGAAGGCCGGGAAGUCGCUUCCUCACCCGUACGAGUCCAGGCACGUGGUGGUGCACCCGAGCGCCGCGGACUACGGCGGUCGGGACUCCUCGGGGGUCCGGGCCUCUGUGAUGGUCCUGCCCACCAGCAGCGCGCCCGCCGCCGACCUGGAGGUGCAGCCGGUCACGCACCGGGAGGCCUCGCCCUCCACCCUCAACGACAAAAGCGGCCUGCAUCUAGGGAAGCCCGGGCACCGGUCCUACGCGCUGUCACCCCAACAGGCCCUGGGCCCCGAAGGCGUGAAGGCCGCCGCCGUCGCCACGCUGUCCCCCCACACGGUCAUCCAGACCACGCACAGCGCCUCGGAGCCACUCCCGGUCGGACUGCCGGCCACCGCCUUCUACGCGGGGACACAAGCGCCGGUCAUCGGCUACCUGAGCGGCCAGCAGCAGGCGAUCACGUACGCCGGCAGCCUGCCCCAGCACCUGGUGAUCCCCGGCACGCAGCCCCUGCUCAUCCCGGUCGGCGGCGCCGACGUGGAGGGCUCGGGAGCCGCCCCCGCCAUCGCCACGUCGUCGCCCCAGUUUGCGGCAGUGCCUCACACGUUCGUCACCACCGCCCUCCCCAAGAACGAGAACUUCAGCCCGGAGGCCCUGGCCACGCAGGCCGCCUACCCAGCCAUGGUGCAGGCCCAGAUCCACCUGCCCGUGGUGCAGUCCGUGGCGUCCCCCGCCGCCGCGCCCCCCACGCUGCCCCCCUACUUCAUGAAAGGCUCCAUCAUCCAGUUGGCCAACGGGGAGCUGAAGAAGGUGGAGGACUUGAAGACAGAAGACUUCAUCCAGAGCGCCGAGAUCAGCAGCGACCUGAAGAUCGACUCCAGCACCGUGGAGAGGAUCGAGGACAGCCACCACCCGGGCGUGGCGGUGAUACAGUUUGCCGUCGGGGAGCACCGAGCACAGGUCAGCGUGGAGGUUUUGGUAGAGUACCCUUUUUUUGUGUUUGGACAGGGAUGGUCAUCCUGCUGUCCAGAGAGAACCAGCCAGCUCUUUGAUCUGCCGUGUUCCAAACUCUCUGUUGGGGAUGUCUGCAUCUCACUGACCCUCAAGAACCUGAAGAACGGCUCUGUUAAAAAGGGCCCGCCCGUGGAUCCGGCCAGCGUCCUGCUGAAGCAUUCAAAGACGGACAGCCUGGCGGGCAGCAGACACAGGUACACGGAGCAGGAGAACGGCAUCAACCAGGGAAGCGCCCCGAUGCUGUCCGAGAACGGCGAACUCAAGUUUCCAGAAAAAAUAGCAUUGCCUGCAGCGUCCCUGCUCACCAAAAUCGAACCCAGCAAGCCCACGGCAACCAGGAAGAGGAGGUGGUCGGCGCCCGAGACCCGCAAACUGGAGAAGUCGGAAGACGAGCCACCUUUGACUCUUCCUAAACCUUCUCUAAUCCCUCAGGAGGUUAAGAUUUGCAUCGAAGGCCGGUCUAACGUAGGCAAGUAGAGGCAGCGUGGGGAAAGGAAAUUCGGCUCUCCCUUCUCAUUUGUAUCCAGAUUACUGUACUGUAGGCUAAAUAACACAGUAUUUACAUGUUACCCUCUUUAGGUUUCUGUUAUAACCUUGUCAUUAGAGUUACAGCUGGUGUUGCAGCAGGAGACCGGGGCACAUGCUUUUCCAGGAGUGACAGCGGCAGGUGGGGGGGAGGGGGGAAGGGCAGGGCCCGCGCAGGCUCCGGGCGUCCUGGGAGAAAGGAACGUGGCUUCCGAGCACCUGCCUUUUCCAGCUGCGGGGAAGCCGCGGCCCGGGCGCUGACUUCCGCCGGUUUCCUGUGCAGGUUCUGCGGGCAGGGAGCUGCCGGGGAGGGGAGGAAGGGGGCGUGUGGGCGUGCACUUGGGGGGCGCGGGUGCAAGGCGGGGGUGGAGGGUGUCUGCCUCCCUCUGCCUCCCUCUCUCUGGCACGGGCCUGGAGGUCCCGCCAGCAGGGCAGGGUCCUGGCGAGGGCCUCACGUGCAAAGCAAACAUCAGGAACCCGGGUGCAGGGCCUGCUAGAGAGGCGUCCGACAGCAGACGGAAAGCCAACCGUGUAAAAGGACCUUUUUUUUUUUUUUUUCCCUCCAACAUAUUUUACAAUAAAAGCAACUUUUAAUCCUAUAGAGAUAUAUUUCCCCCUAUGGGGCCUGACUGCACUGAUAUUUUUUUAGAGCAACUGCCACACGUGGGAUUUCGUUUCUGCUUUACCAAGUGCAGUGAUGUCGCCCGGGUGUCACGGUGGGCAGCGCAGCUUGGCGCUCCGCGCGGCGGGGGGCGGGGGCGGGGCGCUGCGGGGGAGCGGACCGCCCACUCUGGAUUCUGUGCAGUGUUAGGAAAACCAAUCAGGUUAUCACAUUGACUUCGCUCAAACCGCCCUGCCGAGAGCCGCGGAAGCGCUCCUCAUUGGGUUUGCAAAAUCUGGUCUUUUAACUCUAGUACUGUUUAUAGUUCAUGACUAUGGACAACUCGGGUGCCACGGGUGCCACUUUUUUUCAGAUUCCAGUGUGACGUGAGGAAUUAGAUUUUGAAGAUGAACAUAUAUAUAUUACUAUCUCUAAGCACUUAAAAUGCUGUUCACACUUUAUUACCAAGCAUCUUGGUCUAUCAUUCAACAAGUACUGUAUCUCCCUUUAAACUCUUUGGGAAGAAAAAACAAAACAAAACAAAAAAAAUAUAUAAGUUGCUUUCUUUUUUUUUUUUUUUUCAACACUGUAACUACAUUUCAGGUCUGCAGAGUUUCUCACGAGCAAGAUAUUGGAAGUUUCAAUGUGGUUUAAAGGGAUGAAUGUGAAUUAUGAACUAGUAUGUGACAAUGAAUGACCCCCAAGUACAGCCUGACAGGAUGUACUUUUCACUUUGAUGUUUGAGAAAGUAAAGGCAUAUAUGCAGAGCUGGCAGAGAAACUGAGAGAAAAGGGAUGGAAAAAAGAAUACUCAUUUUUGUCCAGUGUUUUUCUUUGUAAGAUGAACUUUUAAAAAACCUUGCGAUUUGCACAUCUUGAGUUUAUAAUUUGUGUGAUAUUCCUGCAGUUUUUAUCCAAUAACAUUGUGGGAAAGGUUUGAGGGACUGAACGAGCAUAAAUAAAUGUAGCAAAAUUACUUUCUAACCUGCCUAAACUCUAGGCCAUUUUAUAAGGUUAUGUUCCUUUCAGAAUUCAUUUUGGUCUUUCUACAUCUGUCACAAAAAAAAAAAAAAACAAAAAAAAACAAAAAAAAACAAAAAAACAAAAACAAACAAAAAAAAACAGGUCUUAGCAGGACAACUCUGAGAAUUUUCUUCAGACUCAUUGAGAGAGUUUUCCAUAAAGACAUUUAUAUAUGUGAGCAAGUUUUUUUAAAUUACUUUAUUGUUGUUAUUAAUGUUAUUUUCAGAAUGACUUUUUUUUUUUUCCAUCUGAAAUCAAAUCGAGAUUCAAUGUUUGGUACAAACCCAGAAAGGGUAUUUCACAGUUUAAGCCUUUCAUCCCCAGAGACCUGAAAUAUUGUUUGUGGGUUUUGGGCGUGUGUCUUAAAGUGCUUUAAAAAAAUUACAAUAAUAAGGUUUUAUAAGUAACGAGAAAUUUUUAAAUAUUCUCACUUGGAGUGGCUGCAACUUAUCUGAACAAAUACUUCAUCAGAUUUUUCUUUUACUGCUGAAAGUAGUACUCCUUCCAUUUUACAAAUUAAAAAAAUAAUUUCUAAUAUCAACCCACAUUUUGGCUAUCUAGUAUCUCAUUACAUUUAGCUCUUACAAGAACUUAAUGAUAUUUAUAAACCAUUUUCUGGGGUGUACCAAAAACAUUUGCAUAGGUUUAGAAUAGCUAGAACUUUCUUUGGAUUUCAUUAUCCUCUCAGCAUGCUAGCAGAGAGCUGGGCGAGCCCAUUCUUGCGGUCAUACUGCUUGUUUAGAGCUGGUUUUUGUUUUUGUUUUUGUUUUUAAAGUUUCUGCUCAGAGACCUUGCUUAAUCUUCCAUAUAUUCUGCUCAGGGCACUUGCGAUUUUAGGUUUUGUUUUUCUUUUUGUUUUGUAACCUUUAAUGGUAAGAGGAAUAUGGGGCUGCCAUGCACACUUCGUCCUCCUCAAUACCACUAUUCACAGAAACUCACGCGGACGCAGAAACACACAUCACCGCCUUUCGACUCAACUUCCAGUAUUGUGCUAACUGGAUCCUCAACACCAACACUAAAAAUGGGAAAACAUACACGGUUCGGAGCAAUAGGAACACCAUCGUAAUUUUUGUGCUUCUAUUUCAGGUAUAGGAAUUCUUAAAUAAUUGGUUCUUUCUAAACAUCAUCCCAUUUCACGCUCUUGCUUUUUUAGUGUGUGCAACACUUCCCGUGCCAACAGGUCUGACCAGUGUGCUCUAGUUAAAGCUCAUUCCCCAUCCAGCCCGUCUUCCCCAUUCUGGCCAGAGAAGGGCUGGAGGGAAGGAACCGGGAAGGAGAGCAGCUCCCGCCGUGAGCUCCCCACCACGGAUGCUGAGUGCUGGGGAGGGGAGCUUUCAGGAGCCCCAUAUGUAUGUCACCCUGUUGCAGAAAGAGUCAAUAAAGGAAGGCUAGGGGACCAGCUUGAGUCCUUCUGUCACCAUGAAGAAUAGUGAAUGUGCAGUGUGGGGAGGAAGCAGAUAGAUUCAUUUCUGAGGCACACCGUGGAGCAAAGAGAACCAAGAUCCACCCAUUCUCCAAGGUGUUUUCCAGAGCAGGUGGGUCCCUCCUCGGGUCUGUGUCCUGGAGACUUUGAGCUGUGCCUCAGAGCACGGGUGGGAAGUGUGGCCCGAUAUGUGUGUAUGCGCUCUGAACAUGCAGCCAGUGGCCAUGGAGGGGCCCCUUUGAACAAUGGUCACCACUCCUUAGUGGCAGCUUUCCCUUCAAAUAGGAAGAACAUCCCAAGGACAGGGAACCUCCUCUUGUUGGCAGACAUUGGCCAGCUCCUGUGUAGCAAACAUGACAAUGAGAAGCAUAGAAAUUCUUCAGUGCCGUGCAGCUCACAAGGACCAGCCAUGUGCCUCUGUACUAUGUCCGCUUGGCAAUAUCUACUGACAACCAUCUUCCGUUCUUUCUUUCCUGUUUUCCAUUUCUAAACUAAUAACAGCAGGCCUUUUGCGUUUACAGUGGAACACAAUCACCAAGAAAUCAGUCAGGGCGAAAAAAAAAAAAAAAAAAAAAAAAAGAAACCAACAAUCAAGAACCUCUCUUUCUAGGGAUUUCUAAAUACAUUAAAGGACUGUUCCUUAGAAUGUUUAACGUAAGAAUUAUUUCAGUUUGUUUGGGCCACAUUGCGGGGGCGGGGGGAGAUACAAAGAUGGAUGCCACUUACCUCAAACCUUUUAAAGUGGAAAUCCAAAUUGCAUUUUUGUUUGGACUUUCAGAAUCAUUUUCCAUGUUGGUCAAUUUUUUGUUUUGUUUUGUUUUGCCCAACUCAACCCAGUUGGGUGUGGGAGGAUUGGAUUUUUUUUUUUUCGUUGCUGUGGAUCCCAUUUCUAAGUCUGAAUUGUGACCCGCUAUGUUUUCUGUUAGGUGAGUGUGUUGGGUUUUCCCCCCACCAGGAAGUGGCAGCACCCCCUUUUCCCCUACAAGGAACUCUGCGGAACCUUUCUCACCUCUUACUCAGGGACGGGGCUGGUGUGUGUGUGGUACACUGACGUGUCCAGAAGCAGCACUUUGCUGUGGAGGAGGCUUGUACAAUUUCAAGGAAUGUUUGGAUUUCCUGCAUCUUGUGGAUUACUCCUUAGAUACUGCAUAGAUUGCAAUAUAAUGCUGCAUGUUCAAGAUGAACAGUAGCUCCUAGUAAUCAUACAAUUUACUCUUUGCACAUAGUUUGAUCUUUACUGAAAUGUGUUGCCAAAAUUUAUUUUUGUUGUUGUAGCUUUGGAAUUUUUUUUUUGUCUGUUUUUUAAGGAAACAAUUGACAAUACCCUUUAACAUCUGUGACUACUAAGGAAACCUAUUUCUUUCAUAGAGGAAAAAAAAAAUCUCAAAAUGCUUUUGAAGACACUAAUGCCAUGUAUUUCAGAUGUGGGAGAAACAGCAGAGUUCUUGGACAGGAGGCCAGGCUUUGUGAGCCGUGUUGGUUGUCAUGGCUACUGUUUCGUGAACCGCACGCAGCUCAACAAACUGGUCUGUUCUCUCCCAGAACCCUUUGCAUUUCUAUUUCCUAGUCACCCAUGAUGAUUCCAGGUGGAAGAAGGGCCCGCAGUCUCGUGGCCCAAUCCGGCGCCUUCAGCGGUGAUAUAAAAGGAAAGGAAAUUACACUUUUUAUUUUUUAAAGUGGAGUGGGGGCCUUUGCUUCCACCUUUGUGUUUUUAACCCAGAUUUUCUGAAAUAGAGAAUUUAGGAACACAUCAAGUAAUAACUAUACAGAAAAUAUACUUUUUUAUAAAGCACAUGCCUAUGCUAUUGUGUUGGGUUGGUUUCCUCUCUUUUCCACGGACAGUGUUGUGUUUCUGUUGAUAGGGAAACUCCAAAGAAUUUGCACACCUCCACUCCGGAGCUGAGAUUUCUUUUACAUAGAUGACCUCGCUUCAAAUACGUUACCUUACGGAUAGGAUCUUUUCUUGUAGCACUAUACCUUGUGGGAAUUUUUUCUUUCUUUCUCUCUCUCUCUCUCUUUUUUUAAAUGUACACCUAAUUUGAGAAGCUGAAGAAGAAAAAAUUUUGAAGCACUCACUUUGAGGAGUACAGGUAAUGUUUUCAAAAAUUGCACAAAAGAAAAAUGAAUGUCGAAAUGAUUCAUUCAGUGUUCGAAAGACAUGGAUCUGUUGAAACAAUGAGUUUCAUACCUUGUUUGUAAAAACAGAAAAAAAGCAUAAAGGUUGAAAGUUACAUGUUGGUUUUUUUUUUAUUUUUGUUUUUUUUUUUUUGUAUAUAGAAAUUUGUCAUGUCUAAAAUUAUCAGACUUGUAUGGUUAUGGCCUGGAAGAAUUACUAGGUAAAAGGCUCUUAAACUAUACCUACGCUUCCUUUAUGUUUUUGUUACAUAGAGCCCUCUUCAGAGGGAGGGCAACUCUGUAUUCUGAAAUUUGAGAAUACUGUUCAUUCCUGUGCUGAAAGUACUUCUCUGAGCUCCUUUCUUGGUUUAAUCUCUCAAGCCAUUGCAACUCCUUUUUCUUCAGAGAUCUUGUUUCACAUUGUCAGCACUUCCUGUUUCAAUAAACCCAAAGAAUAUAAUCCUGAACAAGAAGUGUUUGUAACAAGGGAUCCUAGCUACCAGUAAAACAGAACUCAUUAUGAGGA